AUGUACGGACAGGUUACAAAGAAGACUGACGUCUACAGCUUUGGCGUGGUACUACUGGAAAUCAUCACUGGGCUCAAGGCUCUCGAUGUCGCGCAGUCUGGGGAGCGGCGCACGCUGACAGACUGGGUGCUGAAGCGGCACCAACAGCCACUGACCAUCAUGGACCCCCGCCUGAACGGCGAGUACUUCCGAGAACAGGCCGAGAAGUUUUUGCAGCUCGCGCUCGCGUGCAUCAACCCGUCCGCCGACCGGCGCCCCCCGAUGCUCGACGUCCUGCGCACGCUCGAAACCCUAAACCCCAGCGGGUCGGUCCCGGCAUCGCCGCUCGGCUCCCCCGAGCGGUCGGGGGAUGUGCAUGACGUGUACCCGACCACUAGCUCCGACUGGAGUCUCGGGGCCGGGAGCGGCACCCGGCGGACGCCCGUGCGGCCGAGCUCCGCGGGCUCGGGGAGCUCGCCCGCGGCGACUCACUUUAGCUGGAGUCAAGGGAACAGCUCGACGGUCUUGCAUAAUACGACGCAGUACGACAUCACGGGGAUCAAUGAGGGGCGGUGAUAGCGAUGUAGAGCUAGCUUUUUUGUCGAGGGUUGAGAGAUUGGCGUAUGAGGUGGUUUAGGUAGCCUAAUUUAUUGCUCGAGGCUUUUACUUUGGUUCAACGGUGUUCGGAGUUUAUUGGCGUCCGUUCAUAUGGACAGAUUAUCUUAAAGAGUAACUACUUGCGCUCCACGAUUCUCAAGAACUCUGCCCCUAAGCGCAAGCAGUGUGACUGAUCCUCAC
Messenger RNA from Klebsormidium nitens, 777 nucleotides. The record is from the annotation of a GenBank genome assembly. NCBI's taxonomy places the organism in Eukaryota, Viridiplantae, Streptophyta, Klebsormidiophyceae, Klebsormidiales, Klebsormidiaceae.